This is a messenger RNA of Clonostachys solani, 756 nucleotides long. The record is from the annotation of a GenBank genome assembly. Lineage: Eukaryota; Fungi; Ascomycota; Sordariomycetes; Hypocreales; Bionectriaceae.
AUGGAUCAACUCUCCAUCGCCCAACUAGCCAUCUACGCUACUCUCAGCGUCCCUACCUUCUAUAUUCUAUGGAAGCAUGGGGCUACAGGAAUCCUCGGCUGGGGGUAUCUGCUUGUAUUCUUCUCGCUCCGCAUUGUCGGUUGUGCCAUGCAACUCUCCGGCAGCACGUCAGCAGCAAUUAUUUCCAGCAUUGGCCUGUCGCCCAUUUUGCUUGCAACAGCGGGAAUUCUCCAUGAAGCCCAGGUGUACCUGCGCCCUGAACUAAACCGUAAACUAGAGUGGUUAAAGGUGAUUCUAUAUCACAUCCAAGUCACUGGCGGUAUAGCUCUACUGGCUGUCGGUGCAUCCCGGCUGCAAAACAGCCCGCAUCCCACCGCCGGUGAUCGCAGCAUGGCCAAGGCUGGCAUGGGCAUCUUGACAUCAGCAUGGGUAGUCCUCGCCGUCUGGAUCAUAUUCUCGUGCCGGCCCUUUUCUAGGAUUUCCCGGAUGGAAAUGGACAUUGGCCAUAUGCUUUUGAUAUCGACACUCGUUUCCAUCCCGAUUUUGGGCAUUCGCGUCAUCUACAGCUUAGUUUCGCUGGUAUCUACAAAUGCUGGUGACCCUUCGAUGGCUGUUAGAGUCAUUUGCACUACCCUUCCGGAAAUGAUUCCAGCAAUCAUCUUCUGUAUUGUUGGACUUUACACGGCUAUCAGGCCCCAUAGGCAUGAAGUCACGGGACGCAACGUUCACAAUGACUCAGGGAAGUCUCGAGCGUAG